CAUCAAGUUGCGACGAUCUUUUUUUCCCUAGUCGUUCGCGUAAGGUACCGUACGGUAGUAGCCUACGUACUUACUCGUUGGUUUGCCUUUGGUUUCGUUCCUUCCUUCCGACUUCGUUCGUGGUGCACCUUCUUGUAGCACAAUCGCACUCGUACGAUACUCGUACUGUUCCUGACAGGUACCAGCRCAAAAGAGCACCGAAGUCCCACCCACUAGUCUCCGAGUUCACCAGCGGAACCGCGAUUCUGCUAGACAGACCUGGAACGCAAGGGCGGAAGAAAAGCACACGAGGAUCUGUACCAGGCAUUGCGAUUUCGAGUGCGAGGCAACUUCUUUUCAUCCCGUCGAAACAAAACAAGCGCAACAACAUACCGAUACGGUGUGGAUUGAUKCCUUCGCUGCCAUCGCUUCCUUCUCCACUCUCGCGGUUGCUGYUCAUGGCAGUGUUGGGACAACUGGCAUUGUUUGCGAAACAGACUUCCUCUUUUGCUGGCCACGUUUCCGUUUCCCGGCGKUUUUUCUCGCGGCAGACGGGCGCACGAAAAGCGAUCCUAGGUUCCCGCUUGGURGAAACGGUGUCCGGUUCCUCCCUGGCGUUUGCCCCGUGCAAGAACUCGCACGAACACAAAGCAUCCUACCGGAGCGCUUCCUCCCACCGGAAAAUGGCCGACGAAAAAACGGUCCCCGAGCCGCCCGUUGCCCGCCGCGACGAAACCGGCUGCGUUCUGGCGGGGAGGCUCCGGCCCACCGACAAGAUCUACUGGGCCGACGAGAAGAAGACCAAGCCGCUGAUCCGCCAAUCGAUCGGAUCCGAGGAGCCGCUGCUGGAUCCACCCGUCCAGAUCAGCGAUCCCUACGGCUGGAUGCGAGACGAGAGCAGGACUUCUCCGGAGGUUCUGGACCACCUCGAAAAGGAAAACCAGUACACGGAGGAGAUGACCUCCCACCUGGGGGAUCUCCGCGCCGAACUCUACCGGGAAAUGGUGGCGGGCAUAAGGGAAACCGACCACACCGUUCCGAGCGCCCGCACCAGCGACGGCUUUUUCUACUACACCCGAACCUUUGCGGGGAAAUCUUACAAAAGCUUUUGCCGGGCGCCCAUCUCCGAAAACCCGGACUGGAUCGAAACCUGUCGGUCCUGGGACGGAUCGGAGGACUCGCCGGUUAUCCGUGGGGAGGUCGCCUACCUCGACGUGAACGCGCUGGCGGAGGGCAAGACCUAUUGCGCCACCGGGAACGUCAAGCCCUCUCCGCUCCACCCCGGAGGCCGGAGCGAAAGCGAAGGCGAAGCAUCGCAAUCCCAAUCGCAACUCCUUGCCUACACGGUAGACUUCUCCGGAAACGAGGUGACCGAGCUGUACGUCAAGGACAUGGAUUCCGGGCUGCUGGUGGACCACGACCCCGAUCUGGAAUGCUACGGCACCAUCCAGUGGGGGGCCGACCAAACGACUCUGUUUUACGUCAAGAUGGACGACCAGAAACGUCCCUACCAGGUCUACCGUAAAACCAUCGGAAGCGACAAACCCGACGAGCUUCUCUGCCAGGAAGACGAUGAAUUGUACUGGGUUGGCCUGAGCAAGUCCUUCGACGGAAAGUACAUUUUUGUCUCGUCGGGAUCCAAGGAGACCUCCGAGACACAUUACUUGGAUCUGCUGGACCCGGCCGCGGAGCUCAGGUGUGUGGCCAAGCGCCGGAAAAAAGUCCUUUAUAGGGUCACCCACCGAGCUGGAUACUGGUACAUUACCACCAACAUGGGGGGAUCGCCGAACAUGAAGCUCAUGGUCAGCGAGGCGGUAGCCGACUCGCAAGACCUGUGGGAGGAUCUGAAAGUGAACGGCGAAAAGCUCUUCGACGGUGGAUACGAGCGAUCCAUCUCGGGGAUCACCUCCUUUGGGUCGCACUCGGUCGCCACCGGACGGGAGGACGGAUUGCCACAGGUCUGGAUCAUUGCAUUCGAAGACGAAUCCUCGACCGGCGUCCGUGAUUUCGUCCGCCUCAAGUUCGACGAAGAGGCCUACGACGUCGGCCUUGGAGCAAACCUCGAUUGCACCUCGGAUUCCGUUGUCGUGGCGUACGACUCACUUGUCACACCCCUGAGCUAUCUCCGGAUCCCGCUGGACGCUCCUACCGAUCUCGGGGCACGGACCAUUCUCAAGGAGCAGUUGGUCCCUGGCUACGACAAGUCGAAGUAUUCCUGCAAGCGUGUCACCGUGAAAUCUCGCGACGGAGAAACCGAAAUCCCUGUCAGCAUCGUCUACCGAUCCGACGUGAUGGACAAGGUCGCCAGCGGUGCGACAGUCCCGACCCACCUGUAUGGGUAUGGAUCUUAUGGCGCCUGCAUAGAGGCCUCCUUCCGGGCUACCCGCCUAACCCUCCUCGACCGGGGAAUGGUCUAUGCCAUUGCCCACGUGAGGGGCGGGGGUGAGAUGGGCCGGCAGUGGUACGAGGAACCCAAGGGAGCCAAAUAUCUCUGCAAGAAGAACACCUUCAACGAUUUUGUGGAUGUGGGUCGGUGGCUGAUCAACGACCAAAAAAUCACAACCUCGGAUCAGCUCAGUUGCGAGGGGCGGUCGGCCGGGGGAUUGCUGAUCGGGGCCUCCAUGAACCAAGCUCCGGGCCUCUUCAAGGCGGCACUCCUUGGGGUUCCCUUUGUGGAUGUUGUGCCAACCAUGACCGAUGCCUCGAUUCCMCUCACGGUUGUUGAGUGGGAGGAAUGGGGGAAUCCCAAUGAAGAAAAGUAUCACAAAUACAUGAUGGAGUAUUCACCGAUCAAUAACGUGCAAAGUGGAGCAAGGUACCCCUCGUGCUUGCUGACCGGUGGCCUCCACGACCCGCGGGUCCAAUACUGGGAACCCUCGAAGUUCGCGGCAGAAAUUCGGCACCGAUCCGACUCGGCUAACUCUGGCCCCUGCUGCCUUCGGAUCGACAUGGCUGCCGGCCAUUUUUCCGCCAGCGAUCGCUACAAGUACCUCAGGGAACUUGCCUUUGACUAUUCCUUUCUCUUGGACCAGCUCGGGCUCGUGGAAUAGGUGCUGUGGUAUGCCUGAGCAAUUCGGUGACAAAGAAUGGUACAAAAACUAGCUAUCGUGUGGAUUCACUCUUGCCGGUGGCCUAGCUAGAAAUCAACACAAACAACAUUG
This is a messenger RNA of Pseudo-nitzschia multistriata, 3140 nucleotides long. The record is from the annotation of a GenBank genome assembly. Lineage: Eukaryota; Bacillariophyta; Bacillariophyceae; Bacillariales; Bacillariaceae.